Larimichthys crocea (large yellow croaker) is the source of this 2165-nucleotide messenger RNA. Its product is annotated as rhomboid-related protein 4. Gene Ontology annotation, molecular function: serine-type endopeptidase activity. Gene Ontology annotation, cellular component: membrane. The transcript is spliced from 8 exons. The coding region runs from base 230 to 1198 and encodes 322 amino acids. Lineage: Eukaryota; Metazoa; Chordata; Actinopteri; Sciaenidae. The record is from RefSeq and is a predicted model, not a curated record.
GCAGCGUGGUUGUUGUCGUCACGUGACAGCUGGUGUUUGAGUGUUUUGUUGUUAAAUGAUGAAACGUUUAGAAACAGCUGAGCUGACCUGAGAUCAGCGUGUUUGUGUGAACCAGCAGUCAGUCAGUGAGUGAGUCCGUGUUCAGACUGUUCGCAGAUCAGUGUUUAAACUCGUUUUAACGUCAGUCUGAGCUACGGAAGGAGGAAGUGGACUCACGGCUGUUUUCAGUAUGCGGCGACAGAGAGGAUCUCACCUGGGCCUGCUGCUCCUGGGCUCCCAGCUGAUGCAGGUGGGCCUGGACAACAUCCCCCCGGUCACGCUGGCUGUCCUGGGACUCAACGUGUACCUUUACCUGUUUCCUGCAGCUCCACUGAUGCAGGCCUGUGUGAGCGUCCAGCAGGCGUACUGGUACAAAGACUGGCGUCGCCUCUUGCUGUCUCCACUGCACCACGCGGAUGAUUGGCACCUCUACUUCAACAUGGCGUCCUUCCUGUGGAAAGGUAUCAGGCUGGAGCGGCGGCUGGGUGGAGCCUGGUUCGCCUACCUGCUGUCAGUCUUCUCUCUGCUCACCGGAUUGGUCUAUCUGCUGGUGGAGGCAACGUUAACAGAGCUGACCCAGGAUCAGUCCUACAGCAUGGCCUGCGCUGUCGGCUUCUCAGGGGUCCUGUUUGCUCUGAAGGUGCUCAAUAACCAUUACCACCCCGGAGGUGUGACCUAUGUGAUGGGCUUACCUGUGUCUAAUCGCUAUGCCAGCUGGGCAGAGCUGGUGCUGAUCCACAUAACAUCACCUGGGACCUCGUUUGUUGGUCACCUGUCUGGAAUCCUGGUCGGUCUUCUCUACACUGCCGGACCGCUGAAGACCAUCAUGAAGAAAUGUGCAGGGUUUGCGGCUUCGAAUGGAUACAGCUCCGGUCCCAGUGCAUACUACACCUCUGCAGGCUACAGCGGCGCUCAUGGAGGAUACUCCGGAUACGAUCAGCAUGCGCCAGGUCACACAACAAAUCCUUCAGCACCUCACAUGGGUGGACUGACGGAGGAAGAGCAGCUGGAGGCAGCCAUUCGAAACAGUCUGAAUGACAGAGGACAAAACAACCGGAGAGAUGCUCCUCCUGCUCCUCCUCCGUACGGUUUCAACCUCUCCGAUGAAGCGAGAGCUGAGGAAAUCCGGCAGAGGAGGCUGAGGAGGUUUGACAGCUGAACUGUCAAAUAAGACAGAAGAGAAGGUGACGAGACAGAAGAAGCCCGGUCCAAACUCUGCUUCCUCAGGCUGAGGAAGAGGUCUAACCACACAGAGCUCUUUCACUGUGUGGUUCUUUAUGUUAAUGUGCCUCUGAGUGUUCCCAAAGAGUUCAUGUAAGCUGUGGAGAGCUGCUUUAAUGCUGCUUAGACACUUAAGUGUUCUGAUUGACAGCUCCUGAUGGAGAACUAAGAGGAAAGUUUAGGAGAAUCUGUAAUUUUCUGUUGUUACAGCACUUAAAGUCGGACUGGAGAUCAUAUUAGAUUCUAGUUAUGUAAACCGCCAAAGAGGAAAUUCUUUUUCUCCAUCCAGACCACAUCAGACCAGGUCUAGGUAUCAUAUUUAGACUAGUCUGGACUAGAUUUGACCGAGUAGAUUAGUGAAAUCUUUCUCCAUGUAGACCAAGUCUGCUUAAAACCUCGCACACAUCAUAAAACAUCGUAAUGCCCGACGUGCAGAGCUGGAUUUGUGUCAGUCGGCUCUGAUCUAGUGUGAGUGCAGCAGUUUUGACUUCUGUGGUCUGGAGAGAGAAAAGCUGUGAAUUCUGUCCUCUCUUUGAAACAGUGCUUUUAAACUUCAAAAGGCGAUAUUGAGGAAACUUGUGGGCUCGCUUCAGGCACCAACGAAGCUGGAAGUUAAAUUUUUAAUGUGGACGAGCGGGUUCGGCCUGAAUGAUGCUUUUGAACUUUGAGCUCUCUCCACGCUGUUUCGUGACGUCCGGACUCAUUCCUUCUUUCUUUUCAGAUCACCAAAAACACAACUCUGUAUUGUGCUAAACACUCAUACAUAAGCAUCAGCAGACUGCCACAGCUGAUGGACGUCAGACAGCAUCAAAGGGUCGCAUCGUCACGGAGGCCCGGCUGUGAUAAAUGAGUCUGUGAACCACGUUAUGUAUUAAUGAUGAUAUUAAAGACUGUCAAACACGUAA